AUGGCAUCCGAUUCGGCAUCCGACACCGACGCCGAUGCAUUCAAGCUGUAUCUUUAUAAGCCCUCCCUUCCAGCAGCCAUAUUAUUUACCAUUCUUUUCGGCCUUGUUUCCGCUCGCCACUUCCAACUUCUUAUCAAAACGAAAACAUGGUCGUUUAUUCCCUUCUGUAUAGGAUGCCUCUUGGAAACAGUUGGGUACGGUGCCCGAGCAUAUUCGGCAACACAAACCCCCAACUGGGAUCUCAUGCCUUAUAUCUUGCAGAGCGUGUUUAUCCUUCUCGGACCUGCAUUCUAUGCAGCUUCAAUUUACAUGGCAUUGGGCCGGCUCAUAUGUUUUCUUGAGGGACAGCAUCACUCACCGAUCAGAGUGAAACUGCUUACUAAGAUCUUCUUGAUGGGAGACAUUUUCUCGUUCUUUGGACAAGGUGGAGGUGGCGGGCUCCUCGCUAGUGCCAGCGACAAAGGAAGCCAAGACCUCGGCAACACCAUCAUUAUUGUCGGUCUCGCGAUUCAGGUCAUAUUUUUCGGCGGAUUUAUGGUGGUCACGGCAAUCUUUCACAUGCGCAUACGACGCCGCCCGACCAGCAGGUCCCAGAGCACUAGUGCCCCAUGGCAGGUGUUCAUGGUCGUACUCUACCUUACCAGCGCGCUUAUCAUGGUGCGGUCUGUUUUUCGGAUGAUAGAAUAUGCUCAAGGCCAUACAGGUUCAUUGAUUUCCAAGGAGAUAUAUGUUUAUACGCUCGAUGCCCUGCUUAUGAUUAUCGUCGCAGUCAUCUUUACGGUGCGUCACCCGAGUGCAAUCUUUGGAUACCAGACGCUAUCGGAUUCUCUUGGCCAAGACCCAGGCAACUUCGACAAUGUGCCCAUGGUUGGUCAAAGGUCAUAUGCGGCGAUGCCCUAAGCCACAUGAGAGAUAAUUAUCCCCAUCAUUAGCUAGAAUAAGAUGCAAUCUCAGUGAUGAAGAACUGGGCGUUUAGUUAGGCUGAGUCAUUAGGG
Molecule: messenger RNA, 995 nt
Organism: Fusarium redolens
Lineage: Eukaryota; Fungi; Ascomycota; Sordariomycetes; Hypocreales; Nectriaceae
Product: RTA1 like protein-domain-containing protein
Exons: 3
Coding region: 1-900 (299 amino acids)
Cellular component (GO): membrane
Source: RefSeq, a predicted model, not a curated record